This is a messenger RNA of Xyrauchen texanus (razorback sucker), 1017 nucleotides long. Its product is annotated as 40S ribosomal protein S18. NCBI's taxonomy places the organism in Eukaryota, Metazoa, Chordata, Actinopteri, Cypriniformes, Catostomidae. Gene Ontology annotation, cellular component: cytosol; small ribosomal subunit; ribosome. The coding region runs from base 67 to 525 and encodes 152 amino acids. Gene Ontology annotation, biological process: translation. Gene Ontology annotation, molecular function: structural constituent of ribosome; RNA binding. The record is from RefSeq and is a predicted model, not a curated record. The transcript has 6 exons.
GCACCGGGUUGUAAAAUUCUCGCGAGAUCGUGAUCACUUCCUCUUUACGCGGAACCAGCGUCCAAGAUGUCGCUCGUCAUACCAGAGAAGUUCCAGCACAUUCUUCGUGUUCUCAACACGAACAUCGACGGACGGCGUAAAAUCGCCUUUGCCAUCACCGCCAUCAAGGGUGUGGGGAGGCGAUACGCUCACGUCGUGCUGAGGAAAGCUGAUAUUGACCUGACCAAAAGGGCUGGAGAGCUGACUGAAGAUGAGGUCGAGCGGGUGGUGACCAUCAUGCAGAACCCCCGCCAGUACAAAAUCCCAGAUUGGUUCCUCAACAGACAGAAGGAUAUCAAAGACGGCAAAUACAGUCAGGUUCUUGCUAACGGUCUGGACAACAAACUGAGAGAAGACCUGGAGAGACUGAAGAAGAUAAGGGCCCACCGUGGUCUCCGUCACUUCUGGGGUCUGCGUGUGCGUGGUCAGCACACUAAGACCACCGGUCGUCGUGGUCGUACCGUAGGUGUGUCCAAGAAGAAGUAAACUUGCAAUAACAGUUUACACACUUAGUUCCUGUGUCUCGCUGAAUGUAUAGGUAUUAUUAUUGUUGAAUAAAUGGAAAAACUGAAAUAAAAAAACAGAAUCAGUUUGGUACAAAGCAGUGAAAACCCAGCUAAAGACAUUUUUUUUGUGAUUCACUGUUUUCUACAUAACUUCCUACAUAAUCUAAAGAACAUUGUGUGAAAAUAUAACCUUGAUAUCUUUAAUAUUGACUAAGGCUAUUUAAAAAAUUUGCUAAAUUUCGGGCUCAGAGAAUCAUGUUUUUGAGAAAUUUCAAUGUAAAAACAAGCUUACUUUUAAAACUGCAACACAUUUGAUGUGUAAUUAUGUGCCAUAUACCACAUUCAAGCUGAGAUUCUCCCAUUUUCAGUGAUGUAUGACACAUUUAUGGGGAAAUUCUUCAAGUUUUGUAAAACAUGCCUAUUUAUUAUGAUGCACAUGUCCAAAAAGCAAAAUAAAAAUAAUUGAAAAGAA